AUGGCGGAGUACAAACUUCAAUACUUUAACAUGAUGGGAAGAGCUGAGCCAGCACGGCUCAUAUUCGCCUACGCCGGCGUCCAAUAUAAGGACGAAAGAAUCGAAAAGUCCCAGUGGCCGGAAAUUAAACCAACGACUCCACACGGAAAACUUCCAGUUCUCCAUGUCGACGGGAAGCAACUUGCUCAAAGCCGUGUCAUCGAGCGCUACCUCGGCAAGGUUUUUGGGCUCGCUGGAGAGAAUGAGUGGGAAACUGCCAAGAUGGAGGAACUUCAGGCGUGUGUUGAGGAUUUCCUCAUCGAGAUCCAGCCGUGGUUCAAAGAGCAGGACAAUGCCAAGAAGGUGGAAAUCUUCAAGCAGCUCAUUGAGAGCACCAUCAUUCCAUUCAUCACUGCGUUCGAGAACAUUCUAGUUACCAAUGGAACCGGAUACUUCGUGGGAGACAAGAUCUCCUACGCCGAUCUCGCGAUCUUCCACAUCUUCUGGUUCAUGAACUCUAAAAUCCUUCCGGGAGCACUUCGCAAGUACCCAAAGCUCCAUGAGUUUGUUGAGAAGAUUUCUGCGAUUGACUCCAUCAAGCAAUGGAUCAACUCUCGCCCAAAGACAGAGGCCUAA
Molecule: messenger RNA, 615 nt
Organism: Caenorhabditis briggsae
Lineage: Eukaryota; Metazoa; Nematoda; Chromadorea; Rhabditida; Rhabditidae
Gene: Cbr-gst-11
Product: Protein CBR-GST-11
Exons: 5
Coding region: 1-615 (204 amino acids)
Biological process (GO): glutathione metabolic process
Molecular function (GO): glutathione transferase activity
Source: RefSeq, a predicted model, not a curated record